Messenger RNA from Stylophora pistillata, 3222 nucleotides. RefSeq names its product VPS35 endosomal protein-sorting factor-like. NCBI's taxonomy places the organism in Eukaryota, Metazoa, Cnidaria, Anthozoa, Scleractinia, Pocilloporidae. The record is from RefSeq and is a predicted model, not a curated record. Gene Ontology annotation, cellular component: endosome. Gene Ontology annotation, biological process: endocytic recycling.
GAAGGAGCGGUGUCCAAGCGAAAACAAUAUGGCGGCCUACGAGUGGGUUGCCCGCACCAGGAGAUAUGAAAAGGAGAAAAACGUGCUUCCGAGUGAGGCAGCACACGAUCACCCACUGAAACUAGGUUCUGUUAUUAACGUUGAUAACACUCGCAAAAAAUCAAGUGCUUCUUCUGAUAGUUCAUCUAAAAGUGCUCCUGCUGCUGAUCCUUUGAGCUUCAUCCAAGCAAAACCUGAUACGUUUGAUGGGCUGGAUCCAUUGUCAAUGUUCGCUGCUCAGGAAGCCAGUACAAAGAAAACCACACCCAGUUCUACACCAGGGUCAAAGAAAGAACAGUCAUCAUCUAUAUCUAAUGAAGACACAAGCAAAAGUAGCUUUGAACCAUGGCUCAACAAGAGAUUAGGGAUCCUUGCUAAAUAUACAACCUCUCAAAAACUGUCCAUUACCACGAGUUUCUUGUCAUCAUCUGAAAAAUCUGAAAAAAUGGUUAUCAAGCAGCAAACAACGGUCGCAGAUAAAGUCAAGCACAGACUAGAACAAUUAGAUGACUUUGAAGAUGGCUCAAUCAAGGAAAUGCUGAAUCUGAGUCAACAGGAUUACGUUAAGAGAAUCGAAGAAUUAAACCAGGCCUUAAUCACAGCUUGGGAAUCAGAUCAGAGAGUGAAAGCUCUCAAGAUUGCUAUUCAGUGUGCAAAGCUUCUUGCUGAUGUGUCUGUAAUUCAGUUCUACCCAAGCAAGUUUGUGCUUGUGACUGACAUACUGGACACAUUUGGGAAGCUUGUGUAUGAGAGAAUUUUCCGCAAAUCAAGCACCUUUACACCCGGCAGCAAUAUUCCCACUAUGCUUCCAGAAAACUUUACACCUGACCAGGUUCCAGACUCUGCUAAGGAAACUUGUCGGAACUGGUUUUACAAGAUUGCUUCCGUGAGAGAACUUAUUCCACGGUUCUAUGUGGAGACAGCAAUAUUGAAAUGCUAUAAUUUCUUUACAACUGGUGAGUUUUCACAAGCUCUUGUUCGCCUCACCAAAAUGAUACGAGGUAUUGGUGACCCUCUGGUUGCAGUGUAUGCAAGAACUUACAUCUGUAGGGUUGGUAUCCUUGUGGCACCUGAUGUGUGUGACCAUUUGAUUGAAAACUUGUUCAGUUUCAUAGUCAGCUACAAACAGCUUCAAGGUGAUACAGUGCAGAACAUUCUGGCAGAGCAGAGGCUUGAAAUGCCCCAGUACCUUCAGUUGUAUCCCCCAGCUCUGGACUGGAUCCUACAGUGUGUUGCACAGAAAAGCCCAGAGUCAACACUCACAGAUAUCUUAAAUCGUUGCAAAAAAGAAUGCAACAGUGCACUACUGCUGAACUCAAUUAUCACAGCAUUUAAGUCAGAAUACAUCGCCGAGAGGGCUCUGCAGUUUACUGAACUGAUCAGGAAUUGUGAGGAGGCAGGAUUCCCAAAGCAUCACCUGUACAAAUCACUUGGAAUGAACUUAAGCCUGUGUGAUCCACCUGAAGCACAGAGACUACAGAUUCUUAGCGAGGUUUGGAAGGUUGUAAUGAAAAUGAAACAUCCACCGGACUACAUAGCCUGUGCAGAGGCCUGGAUAGAGUACGUUUGUAAAAACUUCACGAAACGCGAGGUUAAUACCCUCAUCGGAGACGUUAUCAAGCAUAUGACACCGGAAAGGGCAUUUGAACAACACUACCCUCAGCUUCAGUCGAUCAUUUCCAAAGUAUUAGAUCACAUGCACGACUUCUCUGUACUUGUAUCAAUGGAUAAGUUUCUUCCUUUCUUGGACAUGUUCCAAAAAGAAUCAAUAAAAGUGGAUGUUUGCAAACUGAUCCUGGAAGCUUUUGUGAAAUACCAAGAGGAACCUACAAAUGACCCUGUAGUUGUGAACGCUUUGCUGUACGUUUGUAAAACGAUGCACGACUCUGUAAAUGCAUUGACCUUGAUAGAUGAGAGAAGAGUCAUCGGUCAUCUAAUCACAGGAUUCCUGCGUAAGAUUGACUUUGGCCGUGAUUUUGAGAGGCAACUGGAUUCUUAUGUGGAUGCACGUUCCUCUUUCUCAAGUCUAGAAACAGUUCUUGUUAUGCUUGUUGAGAGUGUUAAUCUUCUCGCUAUGAGGACUCGAGAAGUAGUAAAAGGGAACCACACUCGAAAGACUGCGGCCUUCAUCAGAGCUUGUGUGGCGUUCUGUUUCAUUACCAUCCCCUCCAUAGAUGACGUUUUCACUCGCCUCAAGCUCUACCUCCACUCUGGACAGGUUGCCCUGGCAAAUCAAGCCCUCAGUCAAGCGGAUGCAUUUUUCGGAGCGGCCAUUAGUCUUGUUGCUGAUGUGCCUCGAACGAUCGAAAUUGACCACAAGGUGAAAUCUUCGGAGUCAUACUUACUUGCCUACAUGAACAAUUUUUUCUCUACCUUGUUGGUAGUACCGGACUCGCCGGAUCAAGGUGCGUUGUAUCUUGUUCGAAGCCUGCUUAAUGUUGUACAGGAGUACACUUGGGAAUUAAACAGCGGCGCCAAAAUGAGUAUUUACCUAAAUGCCGUCAGUCUUCUCUCCGCCAUGAGUCAGGAAUAUUUCUUAUAUCAUGCUGAUAAAGUGGAUUCGAACGACAGAUUGUACGGUUGUGAUAAGAAAUUUCUGGCAGAGAUAAAUCGACUAGUUUCUACUCUAAUAGAAGCAGUGUUUGAACACCUAAAGUCAUUGACCUCCGAAGAGGAGCUCAAAAAGCAGGCCGCUAUAGCUAUCGGGUUCUUCAACAGGCUGUUAUGUCAUGCUGAUCUCUCACGACCUCAGCUAGCUACCUUGGCCCUUAAUUUGUGGAAUCUCGCUCAGAAACAUGGCUACGGAAAUACCAAAUACACAAUACGCACACUGGAGUACGUCAAACAGAAAGGUUCCUCUGGACACAAGGAAUAUGCGGCCAUUGCACAGAAAAUGAUUAUACAGACAAAAAUGUGACGUUCCUCCGUCCUAGGUUUUAUUCCAUGACUCAUAGUAUAAUUACUGAUAAGAAAUUAUGGUGUUAUUUUAGAGAAUUAUUACAGCUUCAUAAACAGAUGAUGGCAAAUGAAACUUAGAGCUUGUCCCCAUGGAUGGAGCCGUACAUGAUAUACCCAACUGAAUUCGACUUACCAGAAAAUACUGGGCUUUAUUAUCCAACUGUGCCUCGCAGAGUACAAAUAACGCACGAGACGAGUACAAAUAUCAAGAAAUAUCCGCGAAAU